ACCCCGCCCACUGAGUCCUCCGCUUUGAAACUUCCGGCCUGCCCCGUGAGCCGCAACACUUGCGUUCCGGCCUAGCAUCGAUUCAAUACUGGUGAAGACAAGACGACGAGGGAAAAAAACAUUUGUGAUUAACCCCAAACGAUCGAGGCCUAUUAUAUUGAAACCUAAAAAUGUCCUUAAUGCCGCCUGUGACUUUGAAAGAAGACGACAACAAGAGUCAAGGAGUCGAGAGAAGUUCCGAAUGCCUGAUGACAAGCCAGGAAACUGCAAAGGAAGAAACCCCAAUGGACAACUUGCUCUUGGCAUCUCAAACCAUCCUCGAAAGUGCCCAAAAGCAAGGGAGAUCAAAAUGCCCAAGGUGCCAUGGUUCGAGGAUGUUCUAUUGCUACACCUGUUACGUUCCUGUCGAAACGGUCCCCACCAGAGACAUUCCUGUUGUGAAGCUUCCUUUGAAAAUCGACAUCAUUAAGCAUCCCAAUGAAACGGAUGGCAAAAGUACAGCGGUGCAUGCCAAGCUCCUGGCACCUGAAGAUGUUAUGAUUUACACAUAUCCUUGCAUCCCAGACUAUGAAGAAAUGAGACAUGAAAUUGCUCUGAUAUUUCCUGGUCCUAAUUCCAUUUUAGUAAAUGACAUUCCUCUGUCUUUGCAAAGCAAAUGUGAGAAGAAUGUCAGUAGCGAUAAGGAUGGAGACUCAGCAAUGGCACCAGCCCUCAAGAGUGCCAGAUUAGAGUCAGGUGAGGAUGGCAGCGUGAGUGAACAACAGGUGCACAGCGGGAGUAAAAAUACGCCAUUGAAGAAAAUUAUAUUUAUUGACAGUACCUGGAAUCAGACAAACAAAAUUGUCACAGAUGAGCGACUCCAAGGAUUGCUACAGAUUGAACUAAAAUCAAGGAAAACCUGCUUUUGGCGUCACCAAAAAGGAAAGCCCGAUACCUACUUGUCUACCAUUGAAGCCAUCUAUUACUUUUUAGUAGACUAUCACAAGGAGUUCUUAAAGGAAAAAUACGAGGGACAAUAUGACAACUUGCUUUUCUUCUUCUCGUUUAUGUACAAACUGAUAAGAAAUGCCAGGGGUUCUGCGGGAAAAGAAUAAAACAUUUCCUGUGUCAGUGGAAUAAAAUCAAAAUUUCCAUCAUGA
Molecule: messenger RNA, 1139 nt
Organism: Anolis carolinensis (green anole)
Lineage: Eukaryota; Metazoa; Chordata; Lepidosauria; Squamata; Anolidae
Gene: dtwd1
Product: DTW domain containing 1
Exons: 5
Coding region: 171-1094 (307 amino acids)
Biological process (GO): tRNA modification
Cellular component (GO): nucleus
Molecular function (GO): tRNA-uridine aminocarboxypropyltransferase activity
Source: RefSeq, a predicted model, not a curated record